GGAUUUUAGCAAAACUCUCCUACCUCGUUCCUCGCGGAGACCUCACGGCUUUCGAACUCCAAGCCCCUCGAUCGAUCGAUCGAUCGAGAUCAAACGAAAGCGAAAAGAGAUGGACGAUCCCUUCAUCCAAGAUCACGACGCCUCCGAGCUCGAGAUCGCUCGCGAGUUCCUCACCAACUGGCUCCCCUUCCUCACUCGAGAUCUCUGCGAUCGCUGCUCUCAAACCCUAGCGGACCGCGUCCGGUCUCUCCGUCAAGAUUCGAUGCGGUCGGAGUCUCCGAACUUCACCGAGCAGAUUGAGCCUAGCGGAUCCCCAAGCCGUAGUCAUCGAGAUUCUCUUACCCCAGAUCCAGUAGAGGAAUCUCCGAGUUGGAGCGAGCAUAUAGAGCCUAGCGGAUGGGGAACGGAUCCUGAAAUGGAACCGGAUCGGAGUUCGGGCUCACCGAAGGUUCGGAUGUCGUGGGCAGACAUGGCACAAGAGGAGGACGAGCUAGCCGAGGAAGAGGAGAAGGCGAGAGAGACGAGCGAGGAGGCAAAAUAUGAAGGGAAGAAGAAAGUAGAGCUGCCAAGGGAGCAGAGGGAGUGGAUUAGAUUCCAGAACGUUGGGAGGAAAAAGGACUUUAUUUCUUUGGAGAGGGUGAAGGGGAAGAUUGUUAAUAUUUUGGAUGGGUUGGAGCUGCACACUGGGGUUUUUAGUGCGGCGGAGCAGAAGAGGAUUGUGGAUUUCGUGUAUGAGUUGCAGGAAAAAGGGCGGAAAUCGGAAUUUAGAGAUCGUACAUAUUCAGAACCUCAGAAGUGGAUGCGGGGGAAAGGACGAGUAACAAUCCAAUUUGGAUGUUGUUACAACUAUGCUACGGAUAAGGAUGGAAAUCCUCCAGGCAUCCUUCGAAAUGUAGUUGCUGAUCCAAUUCCAAGUCUCUUCAAAGUCAUCAUAAGGAGAUUGGUCCGUUGGCAUGUAUUGCCGACAUCUUGCAUACCUGACAGUUGCAUAGUCAACAUUUAUGAACCAGGAGAUUGCAUACCGCCACACAUUGAUAGCCAUGAUUUUGUUCGUCCAUUUAGUACAGUGUCAUUCCUGAGUGAGUGCGACAUACUCUUUGGAAGUAGCCUGAAGGUUGAAGGAGCAGGAGAGUUCAGUGGUUCAACUGCAAUGUCCCUGCCUAUGGGGUCAGUUCUUGUCUUGAAUGGGAACGGAGCUGACGUGGCAAAGCAUUGUGUACCUGCAGUUCCUACAAAGAGGAUAUCUAUCACCUUCAGAAAGAUGAAGGAAAGCUUGCAUCCAAUAGGAUUCAGCCCCGAACCAGACCUCCAGAACAUCCUGCCACUCACAUACAAUUUAGCUAGAAGGAACCAACAUCAUGCGAGUAGUAACAAAAAGCCUAGCUCAGAAGGAAGAAACUUCAACAGAGGUAGGAAAUACAGAGGAAAGCCUACUGCUGGGAGCCAAUAUCAGUCAUAUGACCAUGAAACUACACCUAAUGUGAGACCAAGACAAGUUAUAGAUGCGCGAUCUGCAUCAAGCGGUGAUAAUUCAGUGGGAAGAAUGUAUGAAUCGAAUCCUAGAUUUUCCUCGGAGGAACCAAAUGAGAGUGGACAGAGAUUGAGUUUAGAUCAGAGGCGGUUUGUUGUAAGUCGCAAUUUUGAGGGAGACGCAGAAAUAAGCAGUCAUAGUUUUGAUAACUCUCGUGGGAUUCUUCAAACACCAAAUACUGGUCGAAGGCGGACUAAGGUGGUUAUUGAUGAUGAGUGGCAGUAGGAAUUAAUAUCCAAGUUUUUGUGUUGAUCUCAAAAGCUUUGUGGCCAUGAAUGUUUUUUAUGGAAUAAUGGGUUGGCUCAAUUCUUUUCUAAGUCUUUUAAUUAUAUUUCAUGGUAAUUACACGAGGAAGAUGGAGAGUUGCUGGUACAUAGAAGGGGAUGGUAAUGUAAUUGUACAAGAAAUUAUUUUAUGAUCUGAGUUGCUUUACUUGUAUCUUCUGU
This is a messenger RNA of Asparagus officinalis (garden asparagus), 1977 nucleotides long. Its product is annotated as RNA demethylase ALKBH5. NCBI's taxonomy places the organism in Eukaryota, Viridiplantae, Streptophyta, Magnoliopsida, Asparagales, Asparagaceae. The record is from RefSeq and is a predicted model, not a curated record. Gene Ontology annotation, molecular function: demethylase activity; mRNA binding. Gene Ontology annotation, biological process: mRNA catabolic process. Bases 110 to 1756 code for a protein of 548 amino acids. The transcript has 7 exons.